Molecule: messenger RNA, 1893 nt
Organism: Amphimedon queenslandica
Lineage: Eukaryota; Metazoa; Porifera; Demospongiae; Haplosclerida; Niphatidae
Product: plasminogen activator inhibitor 1 RNA-binding protein-like
Exons: 8
Coding region: 98-1705 (535 amino acids)
Cellular component (GO): cytoplasm; nucleus
Molecular function (GO): RNA binding
Source: RefSeq, a predicted model, not a curated record
UCAAUUAGAGGCUAUACGGCAGUUCCUCGUGUUUUCCUAAUGGCGGCUUUGGUCUAGCUUCAAGAGAUCACAUUGAAUCGUUUCACAAGAAGGAAAGAUGGAGACAGCCUUUAGUGUAGCCACUAACAACAGGUUUGCCUUUUUCAUGGACGAUGAGGAUGACCCUGGGGAUGUAACCGGAGGCCAAUCCAGUCAAGAGAAGAAAGGGAAGGCUGAAGGGGGAAAGCAGCCACAGCAACCAACCGGAGGCUCUCCUAAGAACAAGGAGAACGGGCAGACUGGGGGCAGCAAAGAGGAGAAGGGGAAGAAGAAAGGAGAGAAGCCACUGGAAGGAAACCGUAAGACUGAGCAGCAGCAGCAAGGGAAGAAGAAGGAGACUGGAGAGAGAGGUCCAGCUAAUAAAGAUAAGGGACCAGCUGGAGGAGAGAGACAGAGGAACAACCCACCCUCAGGAGGAGGGGGAGGGCCUACCAGCGGGUUUAAGGAUAACAGAAGGACCAAUGAGGCCAGCGAUAGAGAGGGUAGACCACCCAGACAGCAGCAGCAGUAUCGGAAUAGGGGGAGACUGCCUUCAAAGGAAAACCAGGAAAGUGGUGGUGAUGAAGGAGGUGAUGAUUCAAGACAGACCAGACAGCGUUGGAACAACCGAGAGAGAGGAGACAGACAAGGAGAAAGAGGAGGAGAGAGAGGAGGGGACACUGGAGGGGAGAAGAGAUUCAAUCCUUUCAGAACCAACAGACCAGGAGGAGGAGGAGGUGGUGGUGGUGGUUUUAGAGGAGGAAAGAGAGAGUUUGAAAGAAGAAGUGGCAGUGAUAAAAGUUCUGUAAAGGCAUUUGAUAAGAGAGAAGGGGGCGGGGCCCACAACUGGGGAACUGUCAAAGACGACAUGAACACAAAUGAAUGGGCCACUGAUGAACAAGAAGCUGCUACUGAUAAUAAUGCAACUGAACUAAACGAGGAGAAUACCAAUGAUCAAUCUGAAGUGGUGGAAGGUGAAGGAGAAACAGAGUCCAAGGUAGCCCCUGGCUCUGAAGAGAAGGAGGGGGAGGAGGAGGAGGAGGAGAAAGAGACCCCACAGUUCACCCUGGAUGAAUACAAGGCCAUGCAAGAUAAGAAACGAACUGUCCCACUGCACAAAGAGAGACGCCCCGGAGAGAAUGAAGACCAAACGAGAUGGAAAAACACUUUUGUCUUAGAGAGAAAUGAAGCUGAAUUCUUCCCUGGAACAAGAGAGAUUGUUGAGAAGUACAAGACCUCAGGACGUGAGAAGACAGUCAUUGAAUCAAGUUUCUUCUUUCGUGACCCCCAGCGGUUCACUGGGGGGCGUGGCGGUGGUCGGGGAGGAGGGACAGGAGGACGUGGUGGGGGACGACGGCCCAGUGAUGAACGUAGGGGAAACUUCCGUCGUGGUGACAGGGAUGAUCGUCGUGAUGAUCGCCGUGGCGAUCGAGAUGAUCGUCGUGGCGACCGUGAUGAACGUCGUGGCGACCGUGAUGAUCGUCGUGGCGACCGCGAUGAUCGUCGUGGCGACCGCGAUGAUCGCCGUGGUGACCGGGAUGAUCGUCGUGGUGACCGUGAUGAUCGUCGUGGUGACCGUGAUGAUCGCAGAGGUGGAGAGCGUAGGCCUCCCAGAGCUCGUGAUCGUUCAAACUUCAAUGUUGAAGAUGAAAAGGACUUUCCUUCCCUCGGGACUGUCAGUGCCUGAAAUAAAGUGAACUGCUUCAGUAGUAGCGAUAAUAAUAAUUGUUAUUAUUGUUAUCACUACUUAUUAAUAAUUGGUUGAUGUACAAUGCACAAUAAUGUUUAUUUACAGUAUUGUUUGUUGUUAUUGUUGUUGUCUACUUUUAUUGUAAAGAUAAUUCCAGAUAGUGACAUUGUUCUGUGUACAGUUCA